UUGAAACCCAGAUGGAGAAUUUUAACCUAACUGUUGCAUUGAUUUAACAUCAUCCAUAGCCCGGGAGUGGAUGGAUGUAAAGGCUUGUUGCUGGGGAGGACGCUCGGACAAUCAUCAGACCUGAGGUGUCUUACUCAUGAGCUUUUGAUGUAACUGCAGCAAGAAAAGCCAUGGGAAGGACAGUGUUUGUAGUUCUUCUGAUCCUGUUUGCUGUGAUGCUGAUGGGCACUGGGGCCAAAAAUUGUGUCUGCUCAGGAAGAUCAAAGUGCAAAUGCGAAGGAGUGAAAGGCAACAGGGGAGACAGGGGUUUUCCAGGUGAUCCAGGUCCCUUAGGGGCAGAGGGUCAUCGAGGAUCUGCUGGUCAUGCUGGGCCUAUGGGACCAAAGGGAAACACUGGGCCUCAUGGACCUGAGGGCCCAAAAGGCGAUCCGGGACCAGAGGGCAAAGAAGGAUUUGCUGGGUCUCAUGGUUUACCGGGUGUCCCAGGUUUACAGGGGGAACCAGGCCCUGCAGGAGCCCCAGGCUGCAAUGGAACUGAUGGAGAAGAUGGUCAUCCUGGUAUUCCUGGGGCCCAUGGUAUUGAUGGAUCUCCAGGUCCAACAGGUGUGCGUGGACCAAAGGGUGAAUCUCAGGUAUUAAUAGAUGUGACACUUCAGCCUGGGCCACCUGGGAGGAAAGGAGAGCCGGGUGAUCCAGGUUCCCGUGGAGUGCUUGGACCACAAGGAGACCAAGGACAACGGGGCGCUGAUGGAUUUCCUGGCCAUCCAGGGGCUGCCGGAUCUAAGGGUCAAGAAGGCUUGCGCAGUAUCCAUGGACCUCGUGGACUGAAGGGGCGGCGAGGACCACCAGGCCCACCUGGGCCACCUGGUCGGAUUAAGGAGUUUUUCUCUGAGGCUGCUGUGUUAAAGGGAAUAAAAGGACCACAAGGGGAUAUAGGAGAAAAAGGAUGCAAAGGUGCUCGAGGGGAUCCUGGUAAUAGCUAUAACACAAAAGGAUCAAAGGGACACAAUGGACAGGAGGGUCCACAAGGAAAGCCAGGGAAGGAUGGUGAUCCUGGACAAUCUGGAUUAAAGGGAAGGGCUGGCCUCAGAGGUCAUCCAGGAUAUCCAGGGACACCAGGAGGGAUGGGUGAAAAAGGAAAUAGGGGUCCCCCUGGUCCACCUGGAGAAGUACCGGAGAUUGAACUACUGAAAGGAUACUGCGGAGAUUCUGGUCCCCCAGGACCACGUGGGCCCCCUGGGCCUCAAGGUGUUGUGGGGUUUCCUGGACCUGAUGGACCUCCAGGACGAUUACCUGGGAAUUAUUUGCCAGGCCCACCUGGUCCCAAUGGCUUUCCAGGCCCCAAAGGGGAUGCUGGGGAGCCAGGGGAUAUUUAUACUGGACUCCCAGGUCUAGAUGGGGAUCCUGGUGAUCAAGGGCCUCCUGGAGAGCCAGGCCCACCUGGACCUCCUGAAGACAGAAAUAACAGGAUUGUCAAGGGUCUACCAGGAAUGAAGGGAGUGAGGGGUAUGCCUGGACCAAUGGGAUAUGAUGGGACAUAUGGAAUGAAAGGAGAGAAGGGGGAGGCCUGUUAUGAGUGUGCCGGACCAGGACCUCCAGGACCACCGGGACGCCCCGGUCCACCUGGCACCCCUGGAUAUUAUCAAGGAUCAGGACCCAAAGGUGAUCCAGGCUUCCCAGGACCUAGAGGCCCACCUGGAAUACAAGGUCCUAUUGGUGAAACAGGAUUUCCAGGCCUCCGUGGACAAAAAGGAGAAUCGUAUUCCUACAACAGCCCUGGGAUAAAGGGAGACAAAGGAGAACGAGGACAGCCUGGCUGGCCUGGUGAAGAUGGUCAUCCUGGGACUCGUGGGUUACCAGGCCACAAAGGCCACAAAGGCCCACCAGGGGAUCCGUAUCCCUUCCCUGGUGAGAAAGGAGAUGUUGGUUUCCCAGGUCUACCGGGGUCUAUGGGCAAACAGGGACCAGAUGGCUAUCCUGGGCCAGUGGGAUAUGGGCUUCCUGGACUUCCAGGAAGUCAGGGAGAUACUGGGGUACCUGGCUUUCCUGGACCGCCUGGAUCUCCAGGCCAGAAAGGGGAACCCAGCCACAACCACCUCAAAGGAAUUCCUGGGCCACCUGGCUUUAAAGGUCUGCGUGGUUCAUGUGGAAGCCCAGGUCAGCAUGGUAGCCCAGGUAUCCCCGGGAUACGAGGUUCUCCAGGGCAGAAAGGAGAAAAAGGUGAUGUGUCGUUCCCUGGAAGGCCGGGAAUCAAAGGAGAGAAAGGUGACAAGGGGCAGCGAGGGUACCCAGGCAUCACAGGUACGGGCUUGCCUGGUCGGCCAGGUCAACAAGGCCCUCCUGGUUCUCCAGGACUGAAGGGUGAGGGUGGCCGUGGAUACCCUGGACCCCCAGGCCCUGCAGGGCCUCCAGGUGAAGACGGAGCACAGGGACCUGAAGGAGAUCCUGGGACCCCUGGCAGACCUGGGAACCCUGGCCCACCAGGCAAUAGUGGUUUCCCAGGAGAAAAAGGUAAUAAAGGAUCUAUAGGGCCCCCAGGAUUACCAGGUACUAAAGAUUCAUGUAAUUCACCUGGACCAGAGGGACCAGCUGGACCAGAUGGUGAUCCAGGAUAUCCAGGAUCUGAUGGCCUGCCUGGUGUGAAGGGAAACCCAGGUUUACCUGGGUUUGGUCAUCCUGGCUCCACUGGUGAGCCUGGUCCAGCUGGGUCAUCAGUGCCAGGUUCACAAGGGUCUCAUGGACAAAAAGGGAUCAAGGGACAAAAUGGCCUGCCUGGUCAACCAGGACUCAGAGGAGACCCUGGACUAGACGGGAUAUCAGGACAUGGACCAGGAGGAUUGCCUGGGAUUUUAGGACCACCAGGCCAAAUAGGUGACCCCGGCCCUAAUGGAGCCAAAGGAUACUGGGGCCCACCAGGCAUUCCUGGGGACCCGGGUCCCAGAGGUCCCAGAGGUCCUCCAGGCUCUCCUGACGUACCAGGCCCUGGGCCCCCAGGGGACCCUGGUGAUCCAGGUCAAGAUGGUCAAGCUGGUCCCCCUGGAAAUCCUGGAUGUACUGGACCAAAAGGGCAGAGAGGGAUUGAGGGACCACCAGGGAGACCUGGACAGAGAGGUCCAGCAGGUGAUCCAGGUGUUGAUGGACUAGCGCUCUCAGAAGGAAAUCGAGGACCCGCUGGUGCCCCGGGAGACCCAGGAAUCAGAGGCCCUCCAGGCCUGAAGGGAAUAAAAGGAGAUCAAGGAAUCCCAGGAGAGCCAGGUUCAGAUGGUUCAUCAGGUCUAACUGGUCCCAAAGGACAUAAAGGAGAGCCAAGCUACCAUGGAUAUGGCACACCUGGACCAAUAGGACAAAAGGGUGAACCAGGAUUAAGCAAUACUGAUACAACGAAGGGUCAGAAAGGAGAACUUGGCUUUUCUGGGGCUACAGGUGCACCAGGAACCUGUGGAGUCAAAGGAAAUCCAGGACCUGAUGGACUAAAUGGUUCACCAGGCUAUCAAGGGCCUCAAGGUUCAGAUGGGCGCCAAGGAUGCAAAGGCCACCCAGGACCCAAUGGACUGCCAGGUCCCCCAGGCUUGCCAGGUGUCUCUGGUAAUCCAGGUCCUAAAGGCAACAAGGGCCAGGAUGGGAUUCCUGGACCAGCGGGGCCAAAAGGAGACACUAUCAUGAGAGGAGGGAAUCCUGGUAGGCGUGGUGACACAGGUCAACCAGGCCCCCCUGGGAAUCCUGGUCCUCCUGGCCCGCCUGGCACAGCAAGUCCUGGACCAAUAGGAGACAUAGGGCUCUCAGGUCCACCUGGGGUCCCUGGUCAGAGAGGACCACCAGGAAGAGGGGUUACAUGUAGUCCUGGGUCAAAAGGAGACCGCGGCCUUCGUGGCAAUCCUGGUAGCCCAGGCUAUCCUGGCUUACCUGGUCCUCCAGGACCCUCCAUACCUGGUUUGAAAGGAGACAGAGGGGACAUAGGGCCUAGAGGGAUCCCAGGCCAUGCAGGACCCAGAGGAGAUCCGGGGCCUCCAGGAUCAAAUGAUUCAAAAGGAAGACCUGGACACCCAGGACCAAGAGGUGACCCUGGUCCUCCUGGAAGCCCUGGGCCCUCUGGUGAAAAGGGAAACCCUGGAUACACACCGGGCCCACCUGGUCGGCCUGGGAUCAAAGGUUUUCCUGGACGACCUGGCUCCAAAGGUCGACCAGCGUUUCCUGAUGUGAUAUAUGAACCAGGACCCCCUGGCUUUCCUGGUUUCCCUGGCAAUAAAGGAGCCCCAGGGAGGACUGGCCCACCAGGUCCACCCGGCCAUAUAGGCCGGCCAGGUGCCAAGGGAGUCCGUGGUUCCAGUCCAGUCGGCCAGCCUGGAUUUCCCGGCCGCAAAGGAGACAAAGGAAUAUCAGGACUGCCUGGUCCAACAGGCAGACCUGGAAACCCAGGCCGCAAGGGUCCUCCAGGGUUGCCAGGCAGAUUUGAUGCAGGUUAUGUUGACAGUUUCCUGAUAGCCCGACACAGUCAGAGCAUUCAUGUCCCUAACUGCCCUCAAGGCACCAGCUUUAUCUACUCUGGCUACUCCUUCCUCUUCAUCAAUGGAAAUGAAAGAGCUCACGGGCAGGACCUCGGUUCCAUGGGAAGCUGUCUCCCUCGUUUCACCACUAUGCCCUUCCUUUUCUGUGAUACGGAAACUAACUGCCGCUAUGCUUCUCGUAACGACUACUCAUACUGGUUAUCCACUGACACACCUUUGCCUCCCAGUAUGGUUGCUAUCACAGGGGAUCAAUUGGCCUCCUACAUCAGCAGGUGCUCAGUGUGUGAAGUUAACUCCAAUGUCAUAGCCAUCCACAGCCAGACAAUUCGGAUACCAGAAUGUCCCAGAGGCUGGGAGUCCCUGUGGUUUGGAUACUCAUUUGUCAUGGAAACGGGUGUUGGUGCAGAGGGUUCCUCCCAGCCCCUGGUUUCUCCUGGCUCAUGUCUUGAAAGUUUCCGCAAAGUGCCCUUCAUCGAGUGUCACGGCAGGGGAACGUGUAACUACUACCCUGAUUCCUAUAGCUACUGGCUGGCCCCCAUCAACCCCAGUAACAUGUUCAGUAAACCUAUUCCUGAGACAGUGAAGGGACCCUCUCUGCACAAUGUCAUUGGCCGAUGUCGGGUCUGCAGGAAAUCAUGGCAACCUGGCACAGAUCACGGACGUGGAGACAGUGACAGACGUGGAGACAGUCUUUAACAUUCAGUAUUUUGUUUUUCAAUGUCAUGAACACAAUGGUUAAUGUGAGGUAAAACACUCAUUUGAUAAACAGGCGUUUUCCUUACAAGUCUGCAUUUAUGAAUCUCUGAAUAAAGCACACCUCAGCAUUUACAAAAUUGCCAGUCAUUUUUGAUGGCAGUUGUUGUGCAAGGUCUGAUGAUAAUGAUGAUCUACAUUAAAAUUAAUGACACAUUUCAUGAUCCAUUAUAUCUUACAGAGGCAGUAGUGUGCCAUGGUUGGGUAAUUACUGUAUUUCGGUGGUACACUCAAGGCUCAAUAAUAGCGGAAAGUAGUAGCAAUAAGGAUAUGUAAUGAUACUAUUAGCAACAUGGCACUGUCCUCUUAAGGAUGUUUUCUACUUUGUAAAUGAUUUUACUUUUGUGUCCACCUAGAUAUCUGUUGUUCUUUAAAUGCAUCAUCCUACAUCAUUCUCUUUUUUUUUUGGAAACUUUCCUCUAAUGUAAUUGCUGUUAAUAAUAUUAGACAAUCCGCUGAUAUAUUGGACACAAGCCAUCUGUGACUUAGACAAAGCUAGACUGUGACCAUGUACCUUAAUAGAUAAGAGCACAGCACCUACAUUGCCCAUGGUGCCAUUCACAUGUGAUACUAAACAUAUCAUGUAUAAAAACAUGCCCCUUAAUGCCUAUGACUACUGAAAUUAUAAUGAACCAAUUCUUGCAGUGAGUCAUGGACACAGUAUUUGCUGGUUUGUUCUGAGUGACCUGAAAAGACUGGUGCAGUCCAGUCAAUGAAUGACGUAAAAACUAUUAGCACACAAUAAAUGACACACGCGUUCCUGUGACAUCUGGAGAAGAAGCAUGUCGUAAAUUUGACCCUCUUGCUUCGGAAUUGUUAUGUUGUGUUUUCACAUCCAAAAUAUAGAGUCAUUUGUGCACUCACUUUAAAAGCAUUUCUAUGAAUUUCAAGCUUGUUAAAUGGUGCAUGGAAAAGAUAAAACUUUAUGACUCAUA
Thunnus maccoyii (southern bluefin tuna) is the source of this 6193-nucleotide messenger RNA. Its product is annotated as collagen alpha-5(IV) chain-like. The transcript is spliced from 52 exons. The record is from RefSeq and is a predicted model, not a curated record. Gene Ontology annotation, cellular component: collagen trimer; basement membrane. Bases 171 to 5201 code for a protein of 1676 amino acids. Lineage: Eukaryota; Metazoa; Chordata; Actinopteri; Scombriformes; Scombridae. Gene Ontology annotation, molecular function: extracellular matrix structural constituent.